CAGAGCUGGCGUGAGGUGUUAAGUGGACCCUUUGCAAGCCCGGGGCCACCCGAGAGCAACGACGAUUGAGUUGCGCGGCCGAGCCCUCGCCAGGCAUCGGUGGUGAACUUUGACACGCAUUAUAGGCCAUGGCAAUAGCCUUGGCGGGAUAUAGCUGCCGCUAAACCCAGCAUUCCGGCGCCGGCAGCCGUCUGCGCCGGCGCCCGAAUCGCCUUCGCACUGAACAGCACCGGGCGCUAGCGGGGACGACAAUUAAGGAUGGCCGCAGCGCCGGCCAAGGAGGUCACCACCAAACAGGUGGCGGCCGUGCGCUUCGGCUUCUACUCGGAGGACGAGGUCCGGAAGCUCAGCGUGGUGAACAUCACCUGCCCCCUCAUUUUUGACGACGCGAAGGUGCCAGUGAAAGAUGGCCUCUACGACCCCCGCAUGGGGCCAACCGACUCCCGCGACAAGUGUGGGACGUGCUUGCUCAGCCACGACCGGUGUCCUGGGCACUUCGGGCGCAUCGAGCUCCCAGUGCCAGUAUACAACCCGCUCGUGUUCAAGGUCAUGUACAAGCUGCUGCGCUGCACGUGUCUCCAUUGCCACCGCUUCAAGCUGUCGCAGGACACGGUGGACACGUACCUGCGUAAGCUGACGCGGCUGGUGGACGGCGACCUGGUGAAGGCGGUGGAGAUCUCCACGGAGCGCCACGUCAAGUCCAAAGAGCUGGCUGAGCUGAUGGCCGGCGGCGACAGCGACGACACCGAGCCCAAGCCCGACAGCAGCAGCAAGGCCGCCGCGGGCGGCAAGCCCGGGCAAGCGGGUGCCGGCGGCAAGGGCCACGCAGCCCGGCGCAAUAUCACCCAGCACACGCUCGAGGCGAUGCAGGACACUAUCUCUGAGCUGCUGGGCAAGAUGAACAGCAACAAGUGCCAGAACUGCAAGGUGACCAACCCGCAGAUCAAGAAGCAGGGCACCACCAAGCUCUUCUGCGUGUGGUCGAGCCGCAAGGCGCUGCUGGACAACGCCAAAGAGGGGUUCAACAUCGUCAACGUGCUGGAGCGCGGCCGCGAUGACGUUGUCGGUGACCUGGAGCGCGGCCUGCAGGCGGAGAUGAAGACCAAGGCGGACAGCCGCAAGCGCGCGCGAGACGCCAAGGCCGAGGCCGAUGGCGAGGGUGGCGGCGCCAAGAUGGCGCCCCACACCGGCGCGUACGGCAGCGCUGAGGACUACAUGGACGUGGACGACAAGAAGCGGGCCAAGCGCGACACGGACGGCGCCAACGCCGACCUCAACGAGCUAAGCGAUGAUGACGACGAUGAGGAGGAUGAGGAGGAGGGGUCGGAGGACCUGCACGCCGGCGAGCCGGGGGCGCCUGCCGAGGAGGCAGGGACAAGCGGGCGCGGUGCUGGCGGCGGCAAGGGCGGCAAGGGCAAGGACGGCAAGGCGCCCGCACACCUCGAUGUGGCCACCAAGUACAUGACGCCCACGGAGGUGGAGGAGCACCUGAGGCUGCUGUGGAGCCACGAGUGGCCCAUCCUGUCGCUCAUCUACAGCGCGCAGGUCAGCGCCAAGCCCGGCCAACGUGGCGGCGCAGGCGGGCGGCUGCUGAAUGAGGCGGAGGCGCGCGCCGCCUACAAGAUGUUCUUCCUGCGGUGCCUGCCGGUGGCGCCCAACAAGUUCCGGCCGCCCUCCAAAGUCGGCGACGAGCUCUACGAGCACGCGCACAACGUCAUCCUGGCCAAGAUCAUCAACUCCUCGCUCGAGCUGUCCAGCGGCCCGCGGGCGGUGGACGCCGCCGCGCGGACGCAAGGCGGCACCGGCGCCGACCCGGCGCAGGCCGCCGCCAUGGACCUGUCGCGGCGUGUGGCCACGUGGCUGGCGCUCCAGAACCACGUGUGCGCGCUCAUGGACAGCACUACGGCCGAGGACCUGGACAAGAGCGGGGCGCAGGGCAUCCGGCAACAGCUGGAGAAGAAGGAGGGGCUGUUCCGCAAGAACAUGAUGGGCAAGCGCGUCAACUUUGCCGCGCGCUCUGUCAUUUCGCCCGACCCCUACAUCGGCGCCGGCGAAAUCGGCGUGCCGCCCUACUUCGCCAAGCGCCUGUCCUUCCCGGAGCGCGUGACGCCCUUCAACGUGGAGCGGCUGCGCGCGGCGGUGAUUGCCGGCGCGCACCAGCACCCCGGCGCGGUGGCGGUGGAGGACGUGACCACCGGCCGCAUGAUUCAGCUGGGCAACCUGCCGCUGGAGCGCCGCCAGGCCGUGGCCAAGCAGCUCAUGUCCAGCACCGCCGUGCUGGGCCGCACCGGGCCCAUCUCCACGCGGCUGGGCCGUGCAAGCACCGGCCGGCCGGGCGCGGGAGGCGGCGCCGGCGCCGCCGCGCUGCCGUCCAACUACAUCGUGUACCGGCACCUCCAGGAUGGCGACUUGAUGCUGACCAACCGCCAGCCCACGCUGCACAAGCCCGGGCUGAUGGCGCACCGCGCGCGCGUGCUCAAGGGCGAGCGCACCAUCCGCAUGCAUUACGCCAACUGCUCCACCUUCAACGCCGACUUCGACGGCGACGAGAUCAACCUGCACCUGCCGCAGGACCAGCUGGGCCGCUCCGAGGGCUACGUCAUCGUGCACGCCGACCAGCAGUACAUCGUGCCCACCGACGGCAAGCCAAUCCGCGGCCUGAUCCAGGACCACGUCGUCGCCGCUACGCUCAUCACCAAGCGUGGCACCUACUUCACCGCCGAUGAGUACCGGCAGCUGGUCUACAUUGCCUGCACGCCCUGGGUGGGCAAGGGGCCCGCCGCCGCGGCAGCGGCGGCUGCCGCCGAGGCCACCGGCAAGGCGCGGCCCAAGGUGACCGUCACGGCCGCCGGCAGCUCGUUCGACAUCGAUCUGGAGCCGCCCUGCACGCUCAAGCCGCGGCAGCUGUGGUCCGGCAAGCAGGUGGUGUCCACCGUCAUCUCGUUCUUCACGCGCGGCCUGCCGCCGCUGUCGUUCUCGGCGGGCGGCAAGGUGCCUGCCAGCUACUGGGGCGCGGGGAGCGGCGAGGACGAGAUGCAGUUCCACCGCGGCGCGCUGGUGCGGGGCGUGGUGGACAAGAACGCCUUUGGCAAGUACGGCCUGGUGCACGCGGUGCAGGAGCUGUACGGCAACACGACGGCCGGGAAGCUGCUGUCGGCGUUCUCGCGCCUCUUCACCUACUACCUGCAGUGGCACGGCUUCACCUGCGGCAUGGACGACCUGCUGCUGGUCCCCGGGUCGGAGGCGCGGCGCGCGGCGCUGCUGGCGACGGCGGAGGCGCGCGCGGUGCAGGCGUCCAGCGAGCUGCUGGUCGACAAGGACAAGAAGGGCGCCAAGGGCAGUGCGGGCGAGGGACUGCCGGCGGAGCUGCUGGCGGACCCAGCCAGCCACGCACGGCAGCUGCUGCACUACGAGAUCAAGGUGUCUGCCGAGCUAGGUGAGCGCUACCGCACCAACCGCGACACGGGCAAGGCGCACGACAUGAAGGGUAGUGGCGCCAUGCACGCGCUGUCGUCCGAGGUCAUCAAGGUCUGCCUGCCGGGCGGCCAGGCCAAGGCGUUUCCACAGAACUGCCUCUCGCUCAUGACCAUCACCGGCGCCAAGGGCUCGCUGGUCAACUUCAGCCAGAUCAGCUGCCUGCUGGGGCAGCAGGAGCUGGAGGGUCGCCGCCCGCCGCGCAUGGCCAGCGGCAAGACGCUGCCGUGCUUCCGGCCCUAUGAUGGCGGCGGCCGCAGCAACGGCUUCAUCGGCGACCGCUUCCUGACGGGGCUGCGGCCGCAGGAAUACUACUUCCACUGCAUGGCGGGGCGAGAGGGCCUAGUGGACACGGCCGUCAAGACCUCGCGCUCAGGCUACCUGCAGAGGUGCCUGGUGAAGAACCUGGAGUCGCUGCGGGUGCACUACGACGGCACCGUGCGCGACAACUGCGACGCCUCCAUCGUGCAGUUCGCGUACGGCGAGGACGGGCUGGACGUCAUGAGCGUGUCCUACAUGCGCCAGUUUGGCUUCCUCGCGCGCAACGCCGACCGCUUCUCGCAGCUGGUCGACCGCAAGGACGCACUGGCCGCCUCCGCCACCGCCGGCCUCACCGCGCACGAGGCGGAGGUGGCGGCGGCGCUGGAGGCGCGCAGCAAGCUGCUGGCAGAGGCGGACGCGGCGGCGGCGGCGGGCAAGAAGGACAAGGCGGCGGCCGCGAAAGCGCGCGCGGCGGGCCUGUUGGGCGGCCUGCCCAUCACGGCGCUGCACCCGCCCACAGUGCUGGGCGCCGCCAGCGAGGCGUUUGCGGACGCGCUGCGCGCCUACGUCGCCGCCAACCCCGACGGCGCGCUACAGGCUCAAGACGCCGGCGCCAAGAAGGACGGCAAGAAGGACAGGAAGAAGGAUAAGGAGCUGGUGGCUGCCGGCGGGCGGCAUGGUGGCAAGGGCAGCGUGGACGGGCCGCUGUUCGGGCAGCUGAUGAUGCUCAAGUACAUGCGCUCGCUGGCGGCGGCGGGCGAGGCGGUGGGCGUGCUGGCGGCGCAGUCGGUCGGCGAGCCCAGCACGCAGAUGACGCUCAACACCUUCCACAUGGCGGGUCGUGGAGAGGCCAACGUGACGCUGGGUAUCCCGCGUCUUCGUGAGAUUCUCAUGACAGCCGCGCCGCGCAUCAAGACGCCCGUCAUGACGCUGCCGCUGGUGGCUGGCCUGGGCGUGCCGGAGGCGCAGGUGCUGGCCAACCGCAUGCGGCGGCUUCGCCUGGCCGAGUGCCUGUCGGGCAUCACCGUGGAGGAGCAGCCAGUGGCGCGCUGCGUGGGCCUGCCUGAGGGCUUCGGCCGCGUCUACCGCGUCACGCUGGCGUUCUUCAAGCCCGCGCAGUAUCCGCCUGAGGCCAAGCUGUCGUUUGACGAGCUGGUGGCGUCCUUCCAGGGCCUGUUCAGCAAGCGGCUCAAGCACGAGGUGGAGAAGGAGGCCAAGCGCAAGGCCGGCGUGGGCAUCGGCAAGGUGGACGUGUCGACCGUGCAAGAUAGCGAGACGGCGCCGGCGGCCACAGGCAACGAGGACGGCGACGGCGAGGCGGGCGGCACCGAGCGCACGAAGAAGAAGAGCGAGAAGGCGGACGAUUUCGAGGACGCCGAGCCCGAUGAGGAGCUGCGGGAAGGCAAGCUGCGCUUCCGCGGCGGCCGCGGCGAGGCAGCCACCUACGACGCCGGUGAUGAUGAGGACGAGGAGGCUGCGGCGGCAGCGCGACGCCAGGCUGCACGGAGAGGCCUGGGAGACGCUGAUGAGGAGGACGCCGGCAAGGCUGAGACGGCACAGGACGCCGACGACGCUGCGGCUGAUGAUGGCGCUGCGGCCGACGGUGGCGCCGCCGCCUCGUCCGCCGACAUCGACUACAAGAACCACACGUGCAGCCUGACCAUCACACUGCCGCUCAGCAGCCCCAAGCUGCUGAUGCUGGAGAUUGUAGAGCGCGUGGCCGCGAUCACGCUGGUGCGGUCCACGCCCAACAUUGAGAAGGUGUAUGUGGUGGAGGGCACAGGCAAGGACGCCAGCGUCAAGCUGCAGACCGACGGCGUGAACUUUGAGGGCGCCUGGGAGCACUCAGACAUUGCCGACGUCAACGGCAUCACAACCAACGACGUGCACGCUAUGCUAGUGACGUACGGUGUGGAGGCGGCGCGCGCGACCAUCAUGCGCGAGGUGCAGAGCGUGUUCAGCGCCUACGGCAUCGGCGUGGACCCGCGCCACCUGUCGCUCAUUGCCGACUUCAUGACGCACCAGGGCGGCUACCGCGCCUGCAACCGCAUCGGCAUCGAAUCCAGCGUGUCGCCCUUCCUGAAGAUGUCAUUUGAGACUGCGGCGCACUUCCUCACGGACGCCACCCUGCGCGGCAGCGUGGACGACCUGAAGAGCCCCGCGGCGCGGCUGUGUGUGGGCCGUGUGGUGGAGUUGGGCACUGGGUGUGUGGAGCUGGUGCAGCAGAUCGGCGGGCUGGCGCCCGGGCACUGAAAGGUGUAAGGUGCCACUAGCGCGCGGUGUGUGCAUUUUGACUGGACGACCCGAACAGGACAUGGCUGUGUGAUUGUAUAUGUUUAAGGCGCGUGUGAUAGUCCAGUGCAGGAUGGGAGGGCGCUUCUGUGCCGCAAGUGUUGCUGAACCACUGUCUGACUGAAAGAGACUUGACUGAGCAUGCGUACUGUGUGAUUUUGCCAAGAUUGUUGUGUGGGAGCGAGUUCAUACUGCUAGACAGAUAUUUCGUGCCCAUUCAGGUGCUUGCAACAGCGCCCCUUAUGCUGACGGCACAUAGAUAGUGUGGGUAUACAGAGUCGAUGCGCGGCUACACGUAAGCCGCUCAUGCACGGUACGCUGUGCUGAAGCAGGUGGAUCACAAUGAAUACAUUAUGCGAGUGGGCUUAUCCGGCAUUCCGGCCCUGACCGACCGUGUUGCUCAUGGCAAGU
This is a messenger RNA of Chlamydomonas reinhardtii, 6438 nucleotides long. RefSeq lists its product as uncharacterized. NCBI's taxonomy places the organism in Eukaryota, Viridiplantae, Chlorophyta, Chlorophyceae, Chlamydomonadales, Chlamydomonadaceae. The transcript is spliced from 14 exons. Gene Ontology annotation, cellular component: RNA polymerase I complex. The record is from RefSeq and is a predicted model, not a curated record. The coding region runs from base 259 to 5988 and encodes 1909 amino acids. Gene Ontology annotation, molecular function: DNA-directed RNA polymerase activity; DNA binding. Gene Ontology annotation, biological process: DNA-templated transcription.